AUGUUCCUACAGUGUACAAAUCCUCUUUUUGCUUUCUUCCCUCAAUUCUGUUUCAUCUUCCUUAAACAAUACAGAAACAUAUUCUCAAUUUACUGUCUCCUCCUUAAUUUACAUAAAUACACACAUUUAGACAUCCCCACAUUCAUUCCUGUUUCCUUUCUCUCUCUUUCUUCUUCAAAUGUUUCCCUACCUUUUAAAAGCUUAUCUUUUUUCUCUCUCUCUCUCUCUCUUCUGGAUUUAUGUAUUGUGCUAAUGCUUUUGCUUCUUUGUCUAUUUCCACAAGUACAUUUCUUCUUUCUCUUCUUCUUUCUCUUCUUCUUUUACUCUAUAUAUCUUUCUUUUACUCUAAAUCUCUCUCUUGCUUUUACACUCUGUCUCUAUCUCUCUCUUACUCUAUAUCUCUAUCUUACUCUUACUCUAUGUCUCUUACUCUUACUUUAUAUCUAUAUUUCUUUCAUGCUACGUUUUUCUCACACUAUAUCUCUUUAUCUUUCUUUCGCUCUAUAUCUCUUUCUCUCAUGCUAUAUAUCUGUCUUUUUCUUGUAUAUAUUUAGUUUUUCUUUUCCUUCCCUUUCUUUCUCUCCCUUCCCUCUAUUUUUUCCCCAUCUCCCUUCCCUCUAUUUUUUCCCCAUCUCCCUUCCCUCUAUUUUUUCCCCAUCUCCCUUCCCUCUAUUUUUUCCUUCUCUCCCUUCCCUCUAUUUUUUCCCCUCUCUCCUCUCCCUUCCCUCUAUUUUUUCCUUCUCUCCCUUCCCUCUAUUUUUUCCUUCUCUCUUACUCUUUUUCUUCUCCUACACUCAUAAUGAUAUAUACUUACUUUUUACUCUUUCUUUCACCUUAUCUUUUUCUUUUACACACCCAUACAUAGAUUUAGUCUCUAAGUGA
Molecule: messenger RNA, 882 nt
Organism: Acanthosepion pharaonis
Lineage: Eukaryota; Metazoa; Mollusca; Cephalopoda; Sepiida; Sepiidae
Source: the annotation of a GenBank genome assembly